Molecule: messenger RNA, 2400 nt
Organism: Striga hermonthica
Lineage: Eukaryota; Viridiplantae; Streptophyta; Magnoliopsida; Lamiales; Orobanchaceae
Source: the annotation of a GenBank genome assembly
AUGAAUCCGACCAAGUCUCGCCGGAAAAUCGUCCCGGCGGAGAACGGCGACACCGCCGACAAACAGGACCAGCUCCUCCUCUCCGCCGCCAUCUGCAACGGCGAAGAUCUCGGCCCCUUCGUCCGGAAAGCCUUCGCCUCCGGCAAACCAGAAACCCUUCUCCACCACCUCAAGCACUUCACCAAGUCCAAGGAAUCGGAGAUCGAGGACGUCUGCCGCGCCCACUACCAGGACUUCAUCCAGGCCGUCGACGAUCUCCGAUCCCUCCUGUCCGACGCCGAUUCGCUCAAAUCUUCGCUCUCCAACUCCAACUCCAAGCUCCAGAGCGUUGCCGUCCCGCUCCUCACCUCCCUCGACGCCUUCGUCGAGGCCAAGAACAAGUGCUCCAACAUCGCCCUCGCGAUUGACUCCCUCAGCACCUGCGUCCAGUUAAUGGAGCUCUGCUCGCGCGCGAAUUCGCAUCUCACCAGGGACAACUUCUACAUGGCGUUGAAAUGCGUGGACUCGAUCGAGACCAAUUUUCAGGACAAAACGCCGUCGUCCACCCUCAGGCGGAUGCUGGAGAAACAGAUCCCGUCGAUUAGGGCUCACAUAGAGCGGAAAGUGAGCAAGGAGUUUGGGGAUUGGCUGGUCGAGAUCCGAACCGUUAGCCGGAAUCUAGGUCAGCUCGCAAUCGGACAAGCCUCGGCGGCGCGUCAGAGAGAAGAAGAACUCCGGAUUAAGCAGCGGCAAGCCGAAGAGCAGAGCCGCCUCAGUUUGAGGGAUUGCGUGUACGCCCUUGAGGAAGAGGACGACGACGAGAUUGACGGAGUCAUUGACGGAAGUAACGGUGGGAACGGGGUUCUAGGAUUUGAUUUGACGCCGUUGUACAGGGCCUACCACAUACACCAGACUCUAGGCCUCGAGGACCGGUUCAAGCAGUAUUAUUUCGAGAACAGGAAGCUCCAAUUGACCUCCGAUUUCCAGGUAUCCUCCAUGACCCCUUUCCUCGAGUCGCACCAAACUUUCUUCGCACAAAUUGCCGGGUUCUUCAUCGUGGAGGACCGUGUUCUGAGGACCGGAGGAGGGCUGAUAUCGCGGCUGGAAGUGGAAAACCUUUGGGACACGGCUGUGAGCAAGAUGUGCUCUGUGCUGGAGGAUCAGUUCUCCAGGAUGCAGACUGCAAAUCAUCUGUUGCUGAUCAAAGAUUACGUGAGCUUGCUUGGCGUAACAUUGCGCAGGUUCGGUUACCCGAUAGAUGCCUUGCUCGAUGUGCUGAGCAAGCACAGGGACAAAUACCACGAGCUACUGCUGUCCGAUUGCCGCAAACAAGUUGCCGAAGCCCUCGCGGCCGAUAAGUUCGAGCAGAUGUACAUGAAGAAGGAAUAUGAGUACUCGAUGAAUGUGCUUUCCUUCCAGAUACAGACAUCCAAUAUCAUGCCCGCUUUCCCUUACGUGGCCCCGUUUUCGUCCACAGUCCCUGACUGCUGCAGGAUUGUGCGCUCGUUUAUUGAAGACUCUGUCAGUUUCAUGUCAUAUGGCGGUCAGCUCGAGUAUUAUGAUGUGGUCAGGAAGUAUUUGGACAGGCUACUGACCGAGGUCUUAGAUGGUGCUCUAUUGAAAGUUAUCAAUGGCUCGAUAUCCGGGGUCACCCAAGCUAUGCAGAUGGCUGCCAACAUGGCGGUUUUUGAGCGAGCAUGCGACUUUUUCUUCCGCCAUGCUGCACAGCUGUCAGGAAUACCCCUGAGGAUGGCCGAGAGAGGUCGGAGGAAGUUUCCCCUUACGAAAGCCCGUGAAGCGGCUGAAGACACGCUUUCGGGCCUGCUGAAGCAAAAAGUGGAUGGAUUCAUGUCUUUGAUUGAGAAUGUGAACUGGAUGGCCGAUGAACCACCGCAGGGUGGGAAUGAGUACGCGAACGAGGUCAUUAUUUUCUUGGAGACUUUAGUCUCCACUGCACAGCAGGUUCUCCCCGUUGAGGUCCUGAAGAGAGUUUUGCAAGAAGUGUUAGCCCAUAUAUCGGAGACCAUUGUUGGGGUUUUGAUGGGGGAGUCGGUUAAGAGGUUCAAUGUUAAUUCCAUUAUGGGUCUCGAUGUUGAUAUACGGCUGCUGGAGUCGUUUGCUGAGAACCAAGCAGCAGCUCUUUUGUCGGAGGUGGACGCGAACGAGUUGAAGUCGGGGCUGGUUGAGUCGAGGCAGUUGGUGAAUCUGCUGCUGAGCAACCAUCCGGAGAAUUUCUUGAACCCGGUUAUUAGGGAGAGGAGUUAUAAUGCGCUGGAUUAUAGGAAAGUGGUUGCUGUCUCUGAGAAGUUGAGGGACCAGUCAGAUAGGCUGUUCUCAUCUUUCGGGACGAGAGGGGCUAAGCAGAACCCUAAGAAGAAAUCUCUGGAUGCUUUGAUAAAAAGACUCAAGGAUGUGAACUGA